Dimorphilus gyrociliatus is the source of this 1318-nucleotide messenger RNA. NCBI's taxonomy places the organism in Eukaryota, Metazoa, Annelida, Polychaeta, Dinophilidae. The record is from the annotation of a GenBank genome assembly.
GCGACUGUGAGCGAUAAUCCAGCAAUACAACCACGUUUUUUAAUCACGUGGGGAAAACAUGCCUAAGUUUGCAGCUAACAAUAAAAAAAGAAAAAAUGAAGAAAUUAGCUCAGAUUCAGAGUCUGAAUCAGAUGGUAAUGUAGAUAAUGCAGAAAGAGAAACUGCUGCCGAGAAACGCCUGCGAUUAGCCAAAAACUACCUUGCACAAUUACGAGCGGAAGAAUUAUCUAAAAGAGAAGAAUCUGACAGUGACGAGGAUGGAAUUAAUACUACAAUCAAUAAACGACUAAAAGAUGACAGGCUAUUCAAAGAGGGAAUUCUCCAAAGAAACUUGGCUGAUUCGUAUUCAAAAGAAACUGAGGUGCAAAUACUGAAGAAUGGGCAUAUGAAGAGCGUUACCUGCAUUGAAGUAACAACAGAUUUAUCUUAUUUGUAUAGUGGAAGUAAAGAUGGACUUGUUAUAAAAUGGAAUAUAAAUGACAAUUACAAGAGAGAAAAGAAAUAUAAAUUGUCACAUUCAAUUCUCUGUAUGUCUUUAAAUACACCAGAGGAUACCUAUUUAGCAGUUGGCGGAUGUGAUAAGAAUUUCUUAAUUCUAAAUACGUCAGACUUCAGUUUAAGGCAUACUUUUAUGGGACAUAAAAUAGCAAUUACUGCUUUGAAGUUUAGAAGGAACUCAAGUCAACUAUUUAGUGCCUCUCAAGAUAAGCUCAUUAAAGUAUGGAAUACUGACGAAAUGUCCUAUGUUGAAACGUUAUUUGGUCAUGAAUCUGCAGUUAAUAGCUUAGACUCUUUAGUUAAGGAAAGAGCUAUUAGUUGUGGAGGUUAUGAUAAAAGCAUUAGAAUAUGGAAAAUAAUUGAUGAAUCCCAAUUAGUGUUUCAUUAUUCGAACUGCACAAGUAUUGAAUGCGUGUCUUACAUAAAUGAAGAUUAUUUCGUGUCAGGUUCUGAUGAUAACUCAAUCCAAUUAUGGUCCGUACUAAAAAAGAAACCCAUUUACGUUCAUAAAGAAGCCCAUCCUGGACCAGAGAAUUGGAUAACUUCAAUAGCAGCUUUAAGCUUUUCAGAUUUGAUAGCAUCCGGAUCGAAGGAUGGAUUUAUCAGAUUAUGGAAAUGUGGGCCCGGCUAUAAAAGCUUGGAAAAUUUGUUUUCUGUUGAAAUACAGCCAGGUUUUGUUAAUAAUUUAAGAUUUCACGGCGAUAGUUUGUUAACUGCUGCAAUUGGUCAGGAACAUAAAUGCGGAAGAUGGUGGAAAGUUAAAGGCUCUAAAAAUUGCUUAGCCGUAAUCAAAUUAAAAAAUUCCUUAGAACAAAAUUAA